AGACUCUCUCUCUCUCUCUCUCUCUCUCUCUCUCUCUCUCUCUCUCUCUCUCUCUCUUAUCUCUUGUGUUUCCAAGCCCAUACAGCCCUCUGUGUCAAGCACUCUAUUUAAUAGUAUUACUCAGAGACUCUUCACAUUUUCCAACUCCAACUCUUUGACAAGUUAGCUUCUGAACUCUCUUAUUUUACACUUCUGAUCAGAAAACAAGCCAAACGCCAAACCUCCAAGACACUUCUCCCACGUUUUACUUUCUUUUCUCUGUCACUCUCAGCUCAAUUCAUACCAUUUCUUCAAUUCUUGUACUCUUCUACUCUUUCUCAAGGUUGAUUCCUCAACAUUACUAAAUUUUCCCCACUUGGGUUUUCUUUCUUUUCGAAUUUUCGUUCACCUUCAUGUUCUGAUUUUCGUUGCAGACAUGGGAGACGAAGAGAAAGGCGGCACGGAAGUUGAUCACCAAGAGAGCAAUGCGGAAGAAGAUAGAGAUGCGAACACAAAAUUGUUUCCGUGCCUCUUCUGUUCGAGAAAAUUUUACAGUUCUCAAGCCUUGGGAGGCCACCAAAACGCUCACAAGAAGGAAAGAACGGCUGCGAGGAAAGCUAAACGCGCUUCUAACUACGCUUUGUCUAUCAACUUCCCCAUACUAUCCCCUAACACACAACCUCACAUGGUUUUUGCUCCAAACCAUCAUUUAGGCCUCUUGCAUCCCUAUAUAACUGCUCAUGCUGCCAAUCUCCGAUACUUUCCGAAUCCUAACCAGUUCUCAUCAGACUGUUUCGGAUCCAACGGAGCACCAAAGUUUGAGAAUUCUGUGUACUAUGGCGGGAAUGGCCUGUCGUCGAGCAAUAACGUGAACGGUUAUCAGUGUGAGGAUGAUGAGCAAAGUUUCUUGAAUUGGCAGAGGAGCGUAAGAUACAAUGGAUUCAGUGGAGGAGGUUCAUCACAGCAGUCAUCAAUGGCGAAUGGGGAUCACAAUUCCGGGAUUGGUGGUGGUAGUAAGGGUAAAGAGCAAAAGCUUGAUCUUUCUCUCCAUUUGUAGAAAUAGUGAGGGUGGAUAGUGGAGUUGCAUUUUUGGUAAUAAGCAUCUCUCUAGCUUUUACUUUCCACUUUUGAGAUAUGUAAUUGCCAAUUUAUCUUGACAUGAUUAGUUGGGAUAUAUUGCAUGAGAAAGAAUGGGCAUCCUACCUUAUUGUUAAAGCAUACCUUAAUUUUAACCUCAAAUAUUGACUCUCCCUUCAGUUGAAGCUUGAAUUUCCCCGUUCCUGGUGAAUCACAUAAUGGUGGUCAAGAGAGGCUAAAAUGUCUUUGUGAGUCUUCUCGGACCCGUGAAAGAAUGG
Molecule: messenger RNA, 1334 nt
Organism: Pyrus x bretschneideri (Chinese white pear)
Lineage: Eukaryota; Viridiplantae; Streptophyta; Magnoliopsida; Rosales; Rosaceae
Product: protein LATE FLOWERING
Exons: 1
Coding region: 416-1036 (206 amino acids)
Molecular function (GO): DNA-binding transcription factor activity
Source: RefSeq, a predicted model, not a curated record